AUGCGGGGCAUCAGGAGUUACUCCGAUCCGAGGGGAAAUCCGAUCCCCUCAUCUACAAAGGACGGACCCAUAUAUCUUUGCACUGGAGUCAAAACAUCGUUCUACCCCAAUUCACAAAGUGCAUUUUGGUGUCCAUUACCGGUAAUAAUGGCGCAACUGAAUGAAAUCCGCGGCCGACUGGCCCUCAUCACCGGGGCCUCCGGAGGAAUCGGGGCAGCCUGUGCGCGCCAGUUCGCAGAGAAAGGAGUUCAUCUUGCAUUAACAUACUCCAGCAACCUUACCGCAAUAAACACCUUAACCGAAGAACUCAAGGCAGCCUCCCCGGACCUCCGGAUCUCCACCCACCAAGUCGAUGUCGGAUCCGCAGAACAAAUCCAGGAUAUGUUCUUGCAAAUCGACAAGGAACAUGGUCAGCGCCCAGAUAUCCUUGUAUCAAAUGCCGGGUAUGGCAAGCGUGUCCCGCAGAUAUGGGACAUCACGCUCGAGGAAUUCGAUUACACAAUUAACGUCAACCUCCGGGCGUCAUUCAUCUUAGCUAAGGGCGUCGUUGAACAUAUGAGGAAUCAGCGCUGGGGCCGGAUUAUUUUUAUGUCUUCGAUCGCGGGGUAUGGUGGUGGUAUUAAUGGAUGCCACUACGCCUCAUCCAAAGGCGGCAUGACAGGCAUGAUGAAGAAUCUCUCAACCCGCUUAGCAGAGUUCAACAUUAGUGUUAACGACGUUGCACCGGCUAUGAUCGGGGACACGGGGAUGAUCCCCAAUGCACAAGCGAUCCCUGAGGUUGCAGCAGGCAUUCCUCUUGGUCGGCUGGGUGUCCCCGAAGAGGUUGCUAAUGUUGUAACCAUGCUAGCUACGACGGGGUACAUGACAGGGCAGAGUUUGUUGCUGGCUGGGGGCUUGAAGUAG
This is a messenger RNA of Aspergillus puulaauensis, 903 nucleotides long. Its product is annotated as SDR family NAD(P)-dependent oxidoreductase. Gene Ontology annotation, molecular function: oxidoreductase activity, acting on the CH-OH group of donors, NAD or NADP as acceptor. The transcript has 3 exons. The record is from RefSeq and is a predicted model, not a curated record. The coding region runs from base 1 to 903 and encodes 300 amino acids. NCBI's taxonomy places the organism in Eukaryota, Fungi, Ascomycota, Eurotiomycetes, Eurotiales, Aspergillaceae.